AUGAGUUCAUUAAUCUCUUCCCCAAGCAAUUCUCAAAAAUCAAAUCAAACCUUCAACAUCUCAUUCUUUACCACCACAAAACUAAAUACAAAAAACCAAACUCAUCCACAACCAUCAAAACGAAUUCCAAGACCAAUCAGAUCCAUCAAUUCAUCUAUUUCAAAACUCAUCUUUUCUCCAAAACUUCGUCAUCGGUUCACCAACUUUGUUUUCUUUGUUGCAUUUUCUUCUUCAUGUUUAUGUGUAGGAUUUAAAUCAUGUUUUCCAAACUACGGAUUUCAUUCGAAUUCAAACCAAAACCCAAACCAAGAAUCAACUUCAUCAUCAUCAUCUUUUGAUAUGUUAAGAUCUUUAUGGAAAUCUUCAAAUUCGUUGGAACAACAUCAUCAUUUACCGAUUUAUCAAAACUCAAUUCAUACUGAAAACAAGAUGAUCAAUCCUCAAAAACAAAGAAGAUGGAUCGAAGAACAGUCUCCUUGA
This is a messenger RNA of Melampsora larici-populina 98AG31, 480 nucleotides long. RefSeq lists its product as uncharacterized. NCBI's taxonomy places the organism in Eukaryota, Fungi, Basidiomycota, Pucciniomycetes, Pucciniales, Melampsoraceae. The transcript is spliced from 2 exons. The coding region runs from base 1 to 480 and encodes 159 amino acids. The record is from RefSeq and is a predicted model, not a curated record.